UUGCACUUGCAUUUCAUAAGGGAAAAGAUAGAUAACAAAAUUGUUAGCAUUAAGCACAUUCCAGCUACAGAACAAGUAGCAGACAUAUUCACCAAAGCUCUUUCGGGGCAAUUUUAUGCUUGGUUAAGAAAUAGGUUGAGAGUGACUUCAAGAUCAAGCAUAGAAUUGAAGGGGGCUGUUAGAAGAGCUGUUGAUCAAAGUCACAUCACCAAUGACAUGGAAAGCAAGAGAGAAACUAGUGUCUGUACCCUAGGAAAACCUAAACCUUAUCUAGUGAAUGUGAUCCACACACGUAAUAAAAUAUCCAAUCUUGUUAAUGCUGUCCUGAGAAAGUCGAAAACAAAAUAUACCGGAUGCCUGUUUGAGAUGAAAUUGAAAAAAGUGGUUGGUACAAAAGAUUCCUGGAGAGUAUGUUUUCCUCUGGAUGACCAGAAGGGAUACCAUAAUCAUCCGAUGGUUUUGUAUCCCGAGGGUCAUCGACAGUUCAGCGGAUUGAGUGAAAAGGCGAGACAUAUCGUCCGUGACAUGACAGCUGCCCAGGCAAGACCGGCGGUAAUAUUGGCAGCGAUACAGGAGAAAUACCCGUCUGACAACGCGAUUCGUCAACAGGUUUACAACUAUAAGGCUAAACUCCGAUCAGAGAGUUUCGAGGGUAGAGAUGUGACUUCCCAGCUUAUGCAUCUGGCUAGCCGGGCUAAUUACAUAGUUUUCACCGAUUCUAAUAAGGACACACACACCUUGACACGUGUGUUCAUGUCGCAUCCCCAGUCAGCCCUUCUCUUUCAGAAAUAUUAUUGGUACGUCGGUAUAGAUUCGACGUACAAAACCAACAG
Messenger RNA from Striga hermonthica, 833 nucleotides. The record is from the annotation of a GenBank genome assembly. Lineage: Eukaryota; Viridiplantae; Streptophyta; Magnoliopsida; Lamiales; Orobanchaceae.